This is a messenger RNA of Panicum hallii, 5010 nucleotides long. RefSeq lists its product as uncharacterized. Lineage: Eukaryota; Viridiplantae; Streptophyta; Magnoliopsida; Poales; Poaceae. Gene Ontology annotation, biological process: defense response to other organism. The record is from RefSeq and is a predicted model, not a curated record. The coding region runs from base 1 to 4719 and encodes 1572 amino acids. The transcript is spliced from 2 exons.
AUGGCUGAGCUCGCGGCGGGCGCGGUGACCUCGUUGCUCGGCGUCAUCCGCAACGAGUGGCGGCUGCUGGGCCGCGUCGGGGGCGACGUCCACUUCAUCCGGGAGGAGAUGGAGAGCAUGAACAGCUUCCUGAUGCACCUGGCCAGGACGGUGCCGCCCGGCGGCGAGCACGAUGAGCAGGUGCAGACGUGGAUGAACCAGGUCCGGGUGCUCGCCCACGACUGCAACAACUGCAUCGACCUCUACCUGUACCGCGGGAACCCCGACAUCCACCUGGGCAGGGACCCGCUCCGGCGCUGCCUCCGGUUGGUCCCGUGGUUCCUGCAGAAGAUGUUGGCGCAGCACCGAGCGGCUUUGGAGCUCAGCGUGCUCAAGGAGCGGGCGCGGGACGUCGGCAAGCGGCGGCUGAGGUACGGCGUGGAGGUCCCGAAGAAGGCGGCCGCUGCUCCAGGUCCUGUUCCUGGGGCGGUGCCGGCGGACGCAGCACAUCAAGGCAUGCGCAGCAGGGAAGGUUCUCUCGUCCGCGUCGACGACGGUGGAGAAGACGGCGGUCACGACCAACUGUGGACGACGACGGCGACUGAUGCCGCUUCUGGUCGAAUCAGAGGAGCCCUCUUUGGACUCUACGUUCGGGAGGACUACUUCAACGACCAGUUAGCCGAGUGGAUAGAGCAAGUUCGAGCACAGGCACAGUGGAGGGCACCUGACAGCCGAGGGCGUCAUGACACCCGAUGCGUCGCCUUUGUGGUGCCCAGCACGGAGUCUGGUACUAUUGCACGGCAAGCUUCGGCUGUGGCGAAGAAGCAUGUCAAGAACACCAUCUUGGUCGACAUCCCAUCACUGCACAUCUGGCGUAUGCUAGGGCCCAAGAAUAUCCUCUACUACAUCCUGAGGGAGAUCGAGCUCAAAGUUAAGCAGCGGGAGGCUGAUGCCAAAUCCCAAACCCAGCAGCAGCAGCAAGGCCAAGGGAUUGACCGGUGGCGCAUCCGCGGAGAAAAACAGGCAAGGAUUAGAGAAAUCAAGACAGAUAUUAAAAAAUUGAAAGUUAUCGAAAAGAUUGAAGAGAUCAAGACUCACAUUGAAAAAGUAAAGGGCGACAACAAGAAGCUGCAGCCGUACCUGACCAAACCAACAAAGAAGGAAGAUUACAUUACCAAAAACAAAAUCUUGAAGGAAGACCAUGCCUUAGCUGAACUCCUCGUCCUGCUGCUCAUGCCAUCGGCUGCCGCGGACCAAAUGGACAAGAAAAACAUGCUUACAUUGGCAGAACACCACGAUGUCAUAAUUGAGAAAGCAGCCAAGAAGCUCAAAGAGCAUAUGGAGCAAGUAAAUACAAAAGCCGCGGGACAAGGGAUUAUUCACAGUGUUGCCCAGUAUGAACACAUCCUGCAUGACGUGUUCCCAAGGAUGAGCAGCAGCACCAGCCAGCCCCAGGACGCCCAGGAGGAAGACACCAGACAAGCCACUACCGAAGCUACUACACCGGGCAAGAUUCAAAUCAGGGAAAUUGUCGACAAGGUUAAACAGGAAAUCCUGAGCGAGGUGUUCAUGGCGAUCGGUGACAAGGGCCAGGAAGCCACCAAGACUGAUACUACUACUACUACUAGUACUACUACACUGGAUGAGGCUCAAGUGAAAAAAAUGAUCCAGGAGGCAAUACAGCAGUUGAAGGAAGAAAAACCAGCUGACAAGAAACAAGAAACAGGUGUAUCGGGUGGUCAGGGUCCAACCACAGAAGCUCCUAAAAAAGAACCCAACAAGCCAGACACUGGUAGUAGUAAUCCAGUGAAUACAGGCCAGGAGAAAUCCACUGACAAGAAACAAGAAAAUGAUGAUGAAGCCACGAAGAAGACUGGAGAAAUCCUGGGUUCUACCAUUAAAGAAACCACAGAGAAGAUGAAAGAUAUCCAGAAGAAGAUCAAAAGGCAGCUGGAUAUCAAUGGAAUUGUGGCCAAGAUUAAAAAUCAUCUGAAACGUGAAGAGACCCUGAUCAUCCUUAAAGUAGAUGACAAAUAUGUGAGCCAGUGGGAGCAGACCAGAAGUGCUCUGAGCCUGUUGCCUUGCAUCUCCGUUGUGAUGAUUCUGACCAAAACAGAAACAAAUCUAAAGAGGGCCAAAGAAGAAUACUGUUAUCCAAAAGGGGAGCCCAUAGACUAUUCUUCUCUUGCUGCACUCUACCAUGGUAUUGUGCUGGAGAUUACAGGCCUGCAGAAGAGUGAAUACAACGACGAUGAAGCCCAGAUUUUGCGCACCAUCUUGGACAAGUGUGAGUCAAAUGAAUUGUGCAUGAAGAUCUUCGCUCAUGCUUUGUAUGCCAAGCCCAAGAGAAGCAAAGAAGAACUGCACAGGCUGCACAACAACCUGCAGGCGCUUCCGCAGAAAUCAUACCAUAGUAUUGCUAUGAAGAUGUUCAAGUUCUCCUGCAGGGAUAUGCCUAAAGAGUACCAGUCCUGCUUACUGUACCUAGCUAUCUUCCCUCGAGGACACAAGAUCAGACGGUCAACCGUGGUAGGGCGAUGGGUUGCAGAACGGAUGAUAACUACAGAAGAUUGGCGUUGGUCCAGUUCAGUGCAGAUCGCUGAGCAAUGUUUUGACGCUCUCGUCACCAGGGGGCUUGUUUGUUCUGCUGAGAUCAGUGCCACUGGAAAGGUCAAGAGCUGCAUGGUGGGUAAUCUAGCCUAUGACUUCAUUACCAAGAUGGCCAAGAAACAUCGCAUUGUGGAGCCACGCUUGUCACAUCACUUGGUUCGGUUCUUCUCCAUUUUCAGUGAUCUCCAUCUCCGCGUGUCCGACAAGAUCAACGAUUUCCUGGAAAGGUUAUCUGAAUCAUCUCAGUGGCCUCGGCUUAAGGUGCUUGAUCUAGAAGGCUGCAGAUGCUUCAAGAACAACCGGCGCUACCUAAGGAAUAUUUGCAACAAGAUAGUGCUACUCAAGUAUCUAAGCCUAAGGGGAACAGAUGUUAACUGGCUUCCCCGUGAAAUCAACAACCUUCGCGAGCUGGAGGUAUUGGAUAUCCAGCAGACAGAGGUGCCCGAGUCUUUCACGAGAGAUCUCCUGCUCCUGAAGCUGAAGCGUCUGCUGGCUGGAAACAAAAGUCCAAGUCCACACAGAACCGGCGGCGUAGGCAGCACAUCAUCCCACGACCAUGUCCUAGUUCCUGUAAAGAUCGAAAAAAUGUUAGACAUGGAGGUACUAUCCAAUGUCAAGGCAAAGAGUGAUCAAGAUUUCGAUGACAUCGGAAAGCUAUGGCAGCUGAGGAAGCUUGGUGUGGUUAUCAAUAUCAAGGACAAGCAUACUCACCUCAUGAAUUUGCUUAAAGCUAUCAGUAACCUGCAUGAGUGCCUCCAGUCUCUAUCAAUUACUCUUGACGCAACAGGUCACAAGGGGGCACCUAGCAGAGAUUCGAGAGACUCUCCCAUGGUUCUGCUUGACAACAAAAUCGAAGAGUAUCCCAAGGUUCUUGAGAGUCUCAGCAUCAGUGGAAACAUACACAUACUGCAGGACCGGUUUCUUCCAUCAGUGUUGACCGACAAAAACACUCCACUCAUCAAGCUAACUCUAAGUAACACCUUACUGAGACAGGACAACCUAGUGGCCCUCGCCAAUCUGCACAUGCUACGAUGCCUAAAGCUUCGGCACAAUACAUACACCCACAACAAACUCACAUUCAAGGAGGUUCAGUUCAAGAAACUUGACUACUUUCAUGUUGAGGGCUCCAACUGGAUUGAGAUCAGCUUUGAAGAAGAUACGGCAGCUCCAGAGCUCAAGAAGAUUGUUUUGUCCUUCGACAACAUAGAGUCUAUUGGUGGAGUGCAUCACCUUAAAAACUUAGAGGAGCUUGAGCUGAACAAAUAUAACAAGGGAAGCAGCAGCAACAGUGGAGGCAUCACUGACACCACUACCACAAACCCUGCCGAUACCUCUGUUGCCAAUCCCUCGACCCUUCCACUGAAUGCUAGUGCUGCCGCUGUCGUCCCCUCCACCGCAACAGGCACUGACCCCACCACCUCUGCCCCAGCUGGGGGCGCUGCCAAUCCCUCACCCCGUCCCCUGACCGCUUCCACUUCUGCUGUGGCCAACGACCAUGUCCCCUCCACCCCCACAGUCCGUAACCCUGCUCCCUCUCCCACUGCUAAUACCACUGCUGACGCUGUCAAUCCCUCACCCUCUACCCAAACCACCUCCGCUAACCAAGUGUUGAUUCCAAAAUUGCUUUCUGAUGCCAGACAAGUAUCCAAGGUGACCCUUUGUGGUACAAUGCUGAAGCAAGGCGGUCUACGAGCACUCGCAAGGAUGGAGAACAUACGCUGCUUGGUGCUCCUGCAUGAAUCAUACGGUGAAAGGCGGCUUGACUUAAACAAAGAUGAGUUCCCAAGACUCAACGUUCUUAUUGUGAGCUGCUCUACGGUCACGGAGAUCAGAUUCGAGAGCGGGUCUUCUCCUAAGCUCGAGAAGAUCGUGUGGACCUUCGCCAACAUGAACUCCUUCUCCGGCAUCGGGAACCUUACAAGACUGAAGGAACUUGAGCUCAUUGGGGACUCCCUACCCGACCGGGUGAAAGAAGACAUUGAUAAACAUAGAGAUACAAUUCGUUUCACACACUACAAACCGGAGAGUCAAGAUCAAACAGUAAGAGGCACAGAAAAAGGGGAUAGUGUUCCAAGUCGCGUGCACAUCUGGAAGGACAAGCAGGUUUGGUGCAGGAGGAGGAACUACUGAAGGUUCAUCAUCGAGUCCCUCCUAUGGUUUGUACUUCUGUGCUCAUAUGAUUUGCCAUUCUAUGUUCCUAUCUACGUGCGUGGUGUCUGCUUGCGCGUCGAUCUAUGUGUUUGGUACCUUAGCUUGUUCUACAUGUGUGUCCCUGCACAAUGGUUGAGCAUACUAUGCUCACAGAUUUGGACUUGUGUGGCUUUCCUCUGUAUUGACUGUGAGCUGAGGCAUUCAUGCUGCAUGUUCUCUAUUGUAAUAAGUGGAAUGCUUGUGUGCACAUUUGAUUUGUUAAUGUACUGU